AAUCCAUCUCCUUGAACGACAACCCAGCCCUUUCUAUUUCCUAUCCCCUAAUAUCUAAUCAUGCGUGAAAUCGUCCACCUCCAAACCGGCCAGUGCGGUAACCAAAUCGGUGCCAAAUUCUGGGAGGUUGUCUCCGAUGAGCAUGGUAUUGAGCGGGAUGGGCUCUACAAGGGCAACAACGACCUCCAGCUUGAACGUAUCUCCGUCUACUACAACGAGAUCGGUGCCAGCAAAUACGUUCCUCGAGCAGUCCUGGUUGACCUCGAGCCUGGUACCAUGGAUUCCGUUCGAUCGGGACCCCUUGGUAGCCUCUUCCGCCCUGACAACUUUGUGUUCGGCCAAAGUGGUGCUGGCAACAACUGGGCCAAAGGACAUUACACCGAGGGAGCUGAGCUCGUUGAUUCCGUUUUGGACGUCGUGCGCAAGGAGGCUGAGGGCUGCGACUGCCUGCAGGGCUUCCAGAUCACCCACUCACUUGGUGGUGGUACCGGUGCUGGUAUGGGUACCCUCCUUAUCUCCAAGAUUCGUGAGGAAUACCCCGACCGAAUGAUGUGCACAUACUCUGUCGUUCCUUCCCCCAAGGUCUCCGAUACCGUCGUUGAGCCUUACAACGCCACCCUCUCCGUCCAUCAAUUGGUUGAGAACUCUGACGAGACUUUCUGCAUUGAUAACGAGGCUCUCUACGACAUCUGCUUCCGAACAUUGAAGCUCUCCACACCCACUUAUGGCGAUCUCAACCACCUCGUCUCCAUCGUCAUGUCCGGUAUCACCACUUGCUUGCGAUUCCCUGGUCAACUCAACUCCGACUUGAGGAAGCUCGCUGUCAACAUGGUUCCUUUCCCUCGUCUCCACUUCUUCAUGACCGGCUUCGCUCCUCUCACCGCCCGUGGAAGCGCACAAUACCGCGCCGUCACCGUCCCCGAACUCACCCAGCAGAUGUUCGACGCCAAGAACAUGAUGGCUGCCUCCGAUCCUCGACAUGGUCGCUACCUCACCGUCGCCGCCGUCUUCCGUGGCAAGGUCUCCAUGAAGGAAGUUGAGGAGCAGAUGCAGAACGUCCAGAACAAGAACUCUGCCUACUUCGUCGAGUGGAUCCCCAACAACGUUCUCACCGCUCAGUGUGACAUUCCUCCCCGUGGCCUCAAGAUGGCUGUUACGUUCCUUGGUAACUCCACCGCCAUCCAGGAGCUCUUCAAACGUGUCAGCGACCAGUUCACUGCUAUGUUCAAGCGCAAGGCCUUCUUGCACUGGUACACCCAGGAGGGUAUGGACGAGAUGGAGUUCACCGAAGCCGAGUCCAACAUGCAGGAUCUUGUUGCUGAGUACCAGCAAUACCAGGACGCAACUGUUGAGGAGGAGGGUGAAUACGAGGAUGAGGUCCUCGAGGACGAGCAGUAAAUGAUUCGUUAGUUCUUUCCUGAACUGAUGAUUCGCGCGAUUCGUAUUUCUCUUUGUUGGUUGUUCUGAUGAUGAUGAAAAUGACGCAUCUCUUUAUUUGCUGCACUCGUACACCCAUCCUUUGGAAUGAUUAAUACCCCUCCUUUUUCAUCGCGGACGGUAGUCGUUCUCUUUGGGGCCGUGUUUCUUCCCAUUCGCAUGCGACCUCGUGGUCAUUGACUGUCUGUCCUCUUCCUCUCCACCUACCUCCACCACCUACGUUGACUGCAUAUCACUUUUUCAAACAUUCAUGAUAAUACGCUACCUUCUGGCAUGACCUUUUGAUGAUCGCUUUUUACUAUCCUUUCAAUUACGAUGUUGUCACUUCUAUUUGUCAUUUUGCGGAAUUAGUAUUUUCUUUCCAUCUUCGAUGGAGAGAUGAAU
Messenger RNA from Coprinopsis cinerea okayama7#130, 1821 nucleotides. RefSeq names its product tubulin beta chain. Gene Ontology annotation, cellular component: cytoplasm; microtubule. The transcript is spliced from 10 exons. Gene Ontology annotation, biological process: mitotic cell cycle; microtubule cytoskeleton organization. NCBI's taxonomy places the organism in Eukaryota, Fungi, Basidiomycota, Agaricomycetes, Agaricales, Psathyrellaceae. The record is from RefSeq and is a predicted model, not a curated record. Bases 61 to 1398 code for a protein of 445 amino acids. Gene Ontology annotation, molecular function: structural constituent of cytoskeleton; GTP binding; GTPase activity.